AUGCUCCCAAGGCUGUACAGAAUCCACGCCAGAACUGGACCACAGCCAGCCUGCAUGGAGUGCAAGCAGAAGGAUUUAGAUAUGUCUGAACAUGUCCUGUCUCCACUAUUCAAGAUUGAAAAGUGGCAGAUUGCACUUUGUAACAAGAGCAAACCUCAGAAGUUUAUAAAUGACUUGAUGCAAGCACUUUAUACACACGAAUACAUGGCUACACACAGCCUGACAGGUGCAAAGUCCUCCUCUUCAAAGGAUAAAGCAGCAAAACCAGCUAUGAAUCAGAAUGAAGUUCAGGAGAUCAUAGGAAUCACAAAACAGUUGUUUCCAAACACGGAUGAUGCUUUAAUUAGGCGAAUGAUGGGACAAAAACUGAACAAUUGCACCAAGAAGCCAAUUUUAAGCAAAGAUCUUAACUCAGGUGCUUUUCAGAAGCAUAGCUUUUGUGGUUCAACAGCUGCUCCUCAGGGCAUCAUCUCUUCUGCUGUUCCUCCCAGCACACAAGACCAGCAGGAUGAUGAUUCAACAGCUGCUAAUGCACAAAUUCGGCAAAGCAACAGCUGUCUGUCUCCUCCACCUCCCACCACACAAGGUCAGCAGGAGUGCUUCAAACCCACUUCUUCUAAGGUGCAGUCUCAUCUCACCAGAAGCUCACCAGCGCCCUCUCCCAACCAGGGUUGCACACAGGAUCUCAGGAAUUCAGACAAAGAGUAA
Messenger RNA from Balearica regulorum gibbericeps (East African grey crowned-crane), 708 nucleotides. NCBI's taxonomy places the organism in Eukaryota, Metazoa, Chordata, Aves, Gruiformes, Gruidae. The record is from RefSeq and is a predicted model, not a curated record.